This is a messenger RNA of Lactuca virosa, 2225 nucleotides long. NCBI's taxonomy places the organism in Eukaryota, Viridiplantae, Streptophyta, Magnoliopsida, Asterales, Asteraceae. The record is from the annotation of a GenBank genome assembly.
UUCCAUCGCAACUUCAAAAUUACCUAUUGAUCAACAAAUAACAUUUUCACACCACACCCUUAAAAAACAUUGAGUACCUGUUGAUGGAUCAACAAAUUAUGGAUGCCAUUCUCAAGGAGUUUCAACACCUUAAAAUCCAGCUGGAAGCCAUAAAAUCGGCGACAGGCAACUUUGAUAACAGCAACCUUAUCGGAAAAGGUGGAUUCGGUAAGGUGUAUGAAGGAGUAUUGUCCGACUCUUAUGGGGAAGUGAUGGUUGCUUUUAAGCGUCUAGAUCGUAACUACGGGCAAGGAGACCCAGAGUUCUGGAAAGAGAUACUAAUACUUUCCUGUUACACACAUGAAAAUCUCAUCUCUCUGUUGGGAUUUUGCAACGAGGAUGGAGAGAAAAUUCUUGUCUACGAUCGUGCAUUUCGUGGAAGCCUCGAUCGCCAUCUGAGUGCCACAAACCUCACGUGGAGGCAACGUCUGAAGAUAUGCCUUGGGGCUGCAACUGGACUGUGCUAUCUUCAUGAUCCCAAGGGGACACAACAAAGAGUUCUCCACCGUGAUAUUAAAAGCUCCAACAUCCUAUUAGAUGAGAACUGGAAUGCUAAAGUUUCUGACAUGGGACUGUCGAAACUAGGACCCGCUAAUCAGCAACACACAAUUCUUGUCUCCAAUGUUGUUGGUACCUUGGGGUACAUAGAUCCAGUGUAUAUGGAGACGGGCAUCCUAACAAAAGAGUCGGACGUGUACUCUUUUGGUGUGAUCUUGUUUGAAGUAUUGUGUGGGAGACUAUGCUUUGAAUACAAGAACGGUCAUUUUCAGAGUUUAGUAGGGAUGUGGAAAAAAAGCUACAAACAAAAGAGAUUAAACAAGAUUAUCUUUAAAGAUCUGAAGCAACAAAUGGAUCAGAGGUCACUAGAAACAUUUUCAGACAUUGCGUACCAAUGUUUGCAGAAAUCUCGUAAACGACGGCCAAUGAUAUCUCACGUUGUGGAAAAACUUGAGAUUGCACUCCGGUUUCAGGAAAUCGGUGACCAUGUGGAACCAUUAAUGGAUUAUCAAGAGAUAAUUAAGAUUGCGGUGCCUUCUCUUGCCUACAGCUCUACUGAGGAACUAAAGAUGCAUCUCUUCAAAGGAAUCUUAGUUGACAAGGGCACAACGUGGUUUAUAAAUAAGAAUGGAGAACGUUGUGAAAUGAUAUCCGCAACAAAAUGUUUGGAAGCUAUUCGCUAUGCAGCAAAACCACAAACUCCAUUUGACAUCAGUUAUUUCAGGGAUAAUCCCAAAUCUGAAGUAGACUACUAUAUGUCAUCAACUCCAUUGUUUCAUGGAAAGACAUCAAGAAUUUCAAGUAACAUCGGAGGAUUUUUUUAUAUGGAAUUCAAAACACAUGUCAUAGCACAAUUUUUGUCACUACAUACCACAUACACAGUAAACCUUGUCUUCCUUCUGGACCCCAAACUAAAGUAUACGGACUGUGAUGUAAACCUCAAGUACAUAUUGGCUGGGGAGACAAAGCAUUCGACUUCAUAUUUGGCAGAUGAAGUAGGAGAUGGGUGGUUGAUAGCGGAAUUGUAUCAGUUUACUAGCACCACGAGAACUAUUGAACUUGAAAUUACUUUUGAAAGCUCACAUUCAAUUGCAGUAGAUAGCAUCGUGUUUAUGCCCCUAGAGAGAGUGGAAGAUAUAGACACAGAUUGGGAACCAAAUUUGCCACAUUGGAAAGAGAUAAUCAAUGGUGGUGAACAGUGGUUUUCUCUUGCAAAAAAUGGAAAGACGUGCUUUAUGCAAUCAGCAAGAGAGGCUUUGGAUGAAAAAGGUUGGAGCUGGACUUCUUCACCCGAAUCAAGAUUUAAGCAAGUGGCUUUUGAUCCAGUUUUCGACAGCUUUCAAAUAUAUUGCAGACCUAGAAUGCAAUCACUUGGAAAAAAGUAUGCUGCUUACCUUGUUUACAAAUUACAAGAAAACCAUUCUUGGUUUGAACCUCGUGUGCAUGCUUAUCAAAAUACCCACAACCCUUUGAGUAGACCCAAAAUAUUGGAAGGCCUCCCACAGAAGAGGAACGAUGGUUGGAUGGAAGUACAAGUAUGCGAAUUUCAAAAUGGUGAUACCUAUGAACGUUUUGUUGAUGAAAAGUAUGAGCAUGAUCUUCAAUUGACCUUUUAUGAUACCCCUCCAUUUGGAAUGAAAGGGCUUAUUGUGCAAGGCAUUGAGUACAAACCAAUUAUAUAUACUUAG